Molecule: messenger RNA, 2088 nt
Organism: Phoenix dactylifera (date palm)
Lineage: Eukaryota; Viridiplantae; Streptophyta; Magnoliopsida; Arecales; Arecaceae
Gene: HEXO2
Product: beta-hexosaminidase 2
Biological process (GO): glycosaminoglycan metabolic process; carbohydrate metabolic process
Cellular component (GO): membrane
Molecular function (GO): beta-N-acetylhexosaminidase activity
Source: RefSeq, a predicted model, not a curated record
UAGAAACCUUGGGCAUAAAUCACUCUAAUCCUGCUCUUUACAUACUGUUAAUUAGAACCAUUCGUAAGCAUCAAUAAUUUAUGCAUCUUCUGCAAAUUAAGCACAAAUAAUUAAAUAUCUUAGACCAUCGUGAGAACCCACCCGAGAAAGCACAAAUGGACUAACCAUGGAAAUUGAAGCACAGCAUCUUUUGGACAAACAGGAAAAGACACCAACAAGAAGUCUCCCAUUAUCCAUCUACAUAUCCUCUCUCUCUCACCAAACUCUUAGCACCAAUGGCCAAAAUCUUCCUCCUCUCCUCUCUUCCCAUCCUCUCAGUACUAUUCCUCUUCCUCUUCCUCUUCCCACUCUCUUAUUCCCAAGCUCUCCCCAUAAAUGUGUGGCCCAAACCCACCACCAUCUCCUGGCCAAUCCCCAGAGCCACACCUCUCUCCCCUUCCUUCCAAAUCCUCUCCGCCUACUCCCAGGAACCCCACCUCCAGUCCGCCGUCGCCCGCUACACCCGCCUCCUCUUCUCCGAGCACCACCACCCCAUCGUCGCCCCCGCCGUCAACCUCUCCUCAUCCCCACCAUUACGCUCUCUAACUCUCUCCAUCUCAGACCUCUCCUCCCCUCUCCAGCAUGGCGUCGACGAGUCCUACUCCCUGUCCAUUUCAUCCUCCACCGGGCUCGCCAACUUGGCCGCCAUCACCGUCUGGGGCGCCAUGCGAGGCCUCGAGACCUUCUCCCAGUUAUCGUGGGGUGAUCCUCCGGUGAUCGCCGCCGAUGUCUACGUCGCCGACCGGCCUAUCUUUCCCCACCGCGGGGUGAUGCUCGACACGUCUAGGAACUACUACCCGGUGGAGGACAUCAUGAGGACAAUUGAAGCCAUGGGGGCCAACAAGCUGAAUGUGUUUCACUGGCACAUCACAGACUCCCACUCCUUUCCUCUUCUCCUGCCGUCGGAGCCCGACCUCGCCGAGAAGGGGUCUUAUGGCCCUGACAUGCGGUACACUCCGGAAGACGUGAAGGCCAUCGUGGAGUUCGGUAUGAGCCGUGGCGUGAGGGUGCUGCCGGAGAUUGAUGCCCCUGGCCACACAGGAUCAUGGGCUGGGGCAUAUCCUGAGAUCGUAACCUGUGCAAACAUGUUUUGGCUGCCCAAUGGGCUAUCCAACUGGGCCGAACGUCUGGCCUCCGAGCCAGGAACAGGGCAGCUCAACCCUCUCAAGCCCAAAACCUACCAAGUUGUUCGCAGAGUCAUCCAUGACGUUGCCUCCCUGUUUCCCGAGCCCUUCUAUCAUGCAGGUGGUGAUGAGAUUAUACCAGGCUGCUGGAAGGCAGAUCCAGGAAUCCAGACAUUCUUAGCCAAUGGAGGAACACUCAGCCAACUUCUCGAGGUUUUUCUCAACUCGACGCACCCUUACAUUGCGUCCCUUAAUCGCACCACUGUCUAUUGGGAAGAUGUUCUAUUGGAUCCAUUGGUGAAAGUAGAACCAUCAACGAUCCCUCCGGAGACCACCGUUCUUCAGACAUGGAACAAUGGCCCGAACAACACCAAGCUCAUAGUUUCCGCAGGAUAUCGAACAAUCGUGUCGUCGUCGGAUUUUUAUUACUUAGAUUGCGGACACGGGGAUUUUGUCGGCAAUGAUAGUUCGUAUGAUCAAAUUGGCAGCGACCGAGGCGGGGAUGGAGGAUCUUGGUGCGGACCUUUUAAGACUUGGCAGAGAGUGUACGACUACGACAUAACGUAUGGGCUUAGCGAAGACGAGGCAAAGCUAGUUUUGGGUGGAGAGGUGGCGUUGUGGUCGGAGCAGGCGGACCCAACGGUGUUGGAUUCUAGGAUGUGGCCAAGGGCAUCGGCAAUGGCGGAAACAUUGUGGUCUGGAAAUCGAGACCAGAGGGGGAAGAAGAGGUAUGCGGAGGCAACGGAUCGAUUGAACGAUUGGCGUCAUCGGAUGGUAGGCAGGGGAAUUAGGGCAGAGCCCAUUCAACCUUUGUGGUGCCGAACGCAUCCUGGAAUGUGUGAUGUGGUUCGGUAGGGAGAUGACAAUUUAUUGGGUUCAAGUUAAAGUAUGAUUUGCAUUGUGAAUGUGUUUUCGAUGCACUUAA